GCUCAGAUAGGAGAACUAGGAAACAACAAUCAGCUAUCAGCACUUAGCACAUAACAGUUAGCCCUGCGGUUACACAGAGGGAAACAUGGUGGCCGCUCUGGUGCUCUUUAUUUUAACGGUGGGUUCGGUCUGCGGACAAGCGGCAGCAGAAAAAAAGCUACUUUAUGUCACUGUGUUGUUUCGGCAUGGUGACAGAUCACCGAUCAAAGCCUAUCCUACUGACCCAUACCAGGAGAGCGCCUGGCCACAAGGCUUUGGACAGUUAUCACAGGUGGGCAUGCAGCAGCACUUUGACCUGGGCCAGUUUCUCAGGAAACGAUACACAGGAUUCCUCAACGAAUCCUAUGACAGACACGAGAUCUCGGUCCGCAGCACAGACUACGAUCGCACCCUGAUGAGCGCUGAGGCCAACCUGGCAGGUCUCUACCCCCCCAGCGGUGAACAGGUCUUCAAUCCCAACCUGAAGUGGCAGCCGAUACCUGUACACACUGUGCCGCAAAGCGAAGAAAGGCUUCUCUCGUUCCCUCUGGGAGACUGUCCUCGCUACAAACAGCUGAUGAAUGAGACUGAACACACAGAGGAAUUUCUGAAUGUUACCAGUACAUACCAGGACAUCAUAGAGCUGGUGAGGAGUAAAACAGGACUGAAUAAGACCAAUGUGGAGUCAGUGUGGAGUGUGUACGACACACUGUACUGUGAGUCUGUUCACAACAAGACAGCUCCUGACUGGGUGACUCCUGAUGUGAUGGAGAAGCUCAGACAGCUCAAAGACUUUGGAUUUCAGGUCAUGUUUGGGGUCUACAAACAACAAGAAAAGAGCCGGCUGCAGGGAGGUAUCCUGUUGGGUGAAAUAGUGAAGAAUCUUUCCAAGAUGGCUGUCCCUGAUCCAAAACAGCGACUCAAACUGAUGAUGCUGUCAGCGCAUGAUACUACUGUAGCUGCUCUUCAGGCCAGUUUGAAUGUGUUCAAUGGAAGACAGCCACCAUACGCCUCCUGUCAGAUAAUUGAGCUGUACAGGGACGACAACGGCUCUGUUUCCGUGUCCAUGUUUUAUCGGAAUGACAGCAAAGUAGGUCCGUACCCACAGCAGUUACCAGGCUGCACCCUUGACUGCCCCCUGGAGGACUUUUUGAGAAUUACAAAGCUCUCUAUCUCGGACGACAGGGGCAAAGAGUGUCAGCUGCCCUCUGAGGGGAGAGAUAAGGAGGUGAUCAUCAGUCUGGCGGUGGCUGGCUGUCUGCUCCUGUUCCUUAUUGGCCUCCUCCUCGGGGUCAUCUGUUGGCAGAAAGAGCCAAUCGGCAACCGGGGAUACCACCAUGUGAUCAACCAAGAGGUGGGAGAGGAAUCCUGACAGCAGUACAAGCUCCUCCCGUGGAGAUCUCCGAGCCUGACGUUGUGGGACAGCAGCGAUGACGAUGAACUCUAAAACACCUGAGUGACCUUUCGGAUGAUGUCAUCAACUCUGGUUCGGGACCCACAAUGUUUUUUUUUUUUUUUUUUUAAGCAGGAAAUUUCUGUCCAAAAUGGGAAGAAUUUAAGAAACAUUUUAAAUUAAGAUUUUAGAGCGGGAACAGAUUUAAAAACUUGCUCUAAACUAACAUGAUUAGUGACGAGUGAGAAAGCGCUGGAGGGACCAAGAACACAGCAGGGAAAACGUGUUUUUUUUAAUCUAACAGCUUAUCAUGUAAAGUAACCCCUGUGUUCCCUACAUGGUCUGAUCUCCUGUCAGCCAUAUCGGGUCAAGAUUUCAGCAAAUAUGACCCAGAUUUCUGCUGGGAAGGACACUGUUCACUGUUCAGCACGGGCUUUUUAAACUGUGUUUUGGGACAUUAUUGGCUUGAGACGGGUCUAGAAAGUCAAAGCAGAAAUUGUUACAGAGUUCUGAUUUUAAAUUAUAUGAUAAUGGUCUGGAAUGGUGAGUUCUUGGUAAAGUGACUGCAAAUUCUGAGAAAAACAAAUUUUUCAUAAUGUUUUUCUCCCAGCAGGUCUGAUUUUCCUUAAAAAAUGUAGCUCAAAAAUGUACCUGAUUUCACAAGACUUAAGUUGUCACCUUAAUUAAAAUUAGCUAAAGAUGUUAUGUCCAGAAUGUUUCCAGACCUGGCCUGUUUCUAUUGGUUUUUAAUGUGCAAGAUCACAUUUGUUUUUUAUGUGUGUGUAUUUGUGAAUUCAUGUGUAAUGUCUCUAGAUGUGCACAGAUGUUCUCAUGAAUCUGCAUAUCGGUGUGUGUUGUGGUGUGUUAACUCUGAGGCCUGAUGACCGAGGUGCCUUACAUAUUUUUGAUAACCAGUUGUUUUGUUUUUUUUCUGAUGUAAGUUUUAACGUCAAAUUCUUCAGGUGCGUUUGGUUUUAUCACAAGAGCAGCAGGGUGGUGCUAAUCAUUAAGAAACUGUCGUACAACCAGAGAGCCUUGGCUCCAGCCUUGUGACAGAAGGCAUCCACUCCCAAGUGUCCUUUAGCAAGACACUACAACACCAGCUCAGCGGGAGCUUAGCUGAGCCUGACCUUUGACCUCCUGGUAGAGGGAAAACAAGCAAAACAGAUGACUUUAUUUCAAAUCAGUUUACUGAUAUAAAUCACCUUCUUCCAUAUAGGUACUGUUUCAGUUUGCUUCAUCCACCAUUUAAAGCAGAGUCUGUUUUUUUAAAUUGUGAAUAUCUGGAAACUCUUCCAUGUGAGUUUUUGAUUCUCUGCCUUUUUCAAAAAGUUGGCUCACAGUUAUUUGAAAAAUAAAAACCUGUUAUGUCUUUUGAACUAAAUGCAGCACAGACUGAAUGCUUUUCUUUAAGUGCGCCUUUUUUCAACAGCCUUCAGCUUAUGUGGCUGUAGAAAACAUUUUAUACAACGGGAGAUGAAGAUGUCUCUGUUUAUUUGAUUACAACACAGAAAAACUUAAUCAGUUGCAUUAUGCAACACAGCUGAGGUUAUUUGUCGUAUUGUUUGUGGUUCCACUCUCUCUUUCUUUCAGUAUGAAAUGUUUGAUCAGACUUUUGCUUGUAAAUGUUACUUUGGAAAAAUAAAUGAUCCGUCAUUGCAAGGGU
Messenger RNA from Lates calcarifer (barramundi perch), 3038 nucleotides. RefSeq names its product acid phosphatase 2, lysosomal (gene acp2). The transcript is spliced from 13 exons. NCBI's taxonomy places the organism in Eukaryota, Metazoa, Chordata, Actinopteri, Centropomidae. Gene Ontology annotation, molecular function: acid phosphatase activity. Gene Ontology annotation, cellular component: lysosome. The record is from RefSeq and is a predicted model, not a curated record. Gene Ontology annotation, biological process: dephosphorylation; lysosome organization. The coding region runs from base 86 to 1351 and encodes 421 amino acids.